CACAAAAGCCUAACCCGUCGCGAGAUGAGAGGACACCGGAAGGCCAUGUGCCGGCAUCUUCCCCGCCGCCCGAUCCGGGUCGUCCGUUUGUCGAGGGGACAUGGACGACUAUGCAGCCCGAGCUCCAGACCAACACACGGCGGCCGACACAUGACACGGGCGCAACAGUAUUGACUGCUGUUCGUCUCAUCCCUGACGCAGUGACCAUGAUCACCUAUGACCUAGCCGAGCUCCGUGCCUCCGUCCCUCCAUCUCCCUUUUGCAUUCCGCCCCCAGAUUCCCGAAUCCUCCGGCUCGCCCCCUCUCCGAGACUCCGACUGCCUCCCCUGAAGCUAGCUAGCCUCCUAGCCCCUGGUCUGGUCCUCCCGCUGUGCCUGUGAGGCGCUGCUCUACCAAGGAGGCCGCUGGCUGCUCCGCUGCGCUGCAGUGAGGCUGCAAAAGCUGGCGGCUUCUUCUCACUGGGCGUCGCCAUAAACAGUGGAGAUUCCCAUCCCCAUUUUCCCAAUUAUGGAUAGCCAGCGGCAACCGGGGGAGCACCGCUGAGGCCGCUCGCCCGCCAUCCCGCCCGCCAUUGCUCCCGUCGAGCAUUCUUUCAGGUUUCGGGGAAAUUCCAUGGGAUGAGCAUUGCUCGUCGCCGCACAGCACUCCAGAGUCCAGACUUAUUAGCUACAAACAGGCGGUUGAUUUUUGGCUACUCCAUACCAACUCCCGCUGGCGUUUUUUUUUUUGGGGCCUUUUGUUCCUGCUUUUCUCUUUCAAGAAAGGUCACAGAUUAUCCUACAUAUUGUAGCUCCGCAACCUGUUCAGCAAAAUGAGGCCUUCAGAUGACAGGGCACAGCUUUCAGGCUUUGCACAAUCAGAUGAAUCGACACUUGAUGUGGAGGGGCAUUGCUGCCAUCAGCCGUCAUUCCCUUGUUCGCCGUCAAUGCAACCGAUUGUUUCUGGGUGCACACACACAGAGAACAGCGCGGCAUACUUCUUAUGGCCAACAUCAAACCUACAGCACUGUGCAGCCGAGGGGCGUGCAAACUACUUUGCCAACCUUUCAAAGGGACUUCUGCCAAAGAUUGGCCGUCGGCUGCCCAAGGGCCAGCAAGCAAACAGCUUGCUUGACUUGAUGACUAUAAGGGCUUUCCAUAGCAAGGUACUGCGUUGCUUUGGCCUUGGAACGGCAGUGGGCUUCCGCAUCAGGAAAGGGGUUCUAACCGAUAUCCCUGCAAUUCUUUGCUUCGUUGCUCGCAAAGUUCACAAGAAGUGGCUUGAUCCGGCCCAUUGCCUUCCUGCCAUUCUUGCGGGUCCAGGAGGUAUUUGGUGUGAUGUUGAUGUUGUUGAGUUUUCGUACUACGGUGCUCCAGCUCAAACUCCAAAAGUGCAAAUAUUCACAGAGCUCGUGGAUAAGUUGUGUGGCAGUGAUGAAUGUAUUGGCUCCGGCUCUCAGGUUGCAAGUCAGGACACUUUUGGAACUUUGGGCGCCAUUGUAAAACGGAGAACUGGCAACAAGCUGGUAGGUUUCGUCACCAACCGACAUGUUGCUGUUGACUUGGACUACCCAAACCAGAAGAUGUAUCACCCAUUGCCACCCAACCUUGGGCCUGGUGUUUAUCUUGGAGCUGUCGAAAGGGCAACAUCUUUUAUCACGGAUGAUGUUUGGUAUGGAAUCUAUGCUGGAACAAACCCAGAGACAUUUGUACGUGCUGAUGGGGCAUUCAUCCCAUUUGCUCAUGACUUUGACAUCUCCACAGUCACAACUACAGUUAGGGGUGUUGGUGAUAUUGGGGAUGUUAAGGUUAUAGAUCUGCAGUGUCCACUUAAUAGAUUAAUAGGGAGGCGAGUAUGCAAAAUCGGCAGAAGUUCUGGCCACACGACUGGAACUGUGAUGGCUUAUGCCCUUGAGUACAACGACGAGAAAGGAAUAAGCUUUUUCACUGACCUCCUUGUCGUCGGUGAGAACCGCCAAACAUUUGAUCUAGAAGGUGACAGUGGAAGCCUCAUUAUCCUGACUGGCCAGGACAGCGAGAAGCCGCGUCCCAUCGGGAUAAUAUGGGGUGGCACAGCAAACCGUGGGAGGCUAAAGCUUAGGUGUGACCAUGGCCCUCAAAAUUGGACCAGUGGAGUUGAUCUUGGCCGCCUUCUGGAUCGUCUUGAACUUGAUCUUAUCAUAACCAGCGAAUCACUCAAAGAUGCCGUGCAGCAGCAAAGGCGCGCGUUGGCGGCUGCAGCUAAUUCUGCUGCUGGGGAGUCGUCGACAGCAGCAGCUCCCGUCCUAGAAGAGAAAGUGGAGGAGAUCUUCGAGCCUCUGGGGAUCAAGAUUGAGCAGCUGCGUCGGCACGACGUUUCGGCCUCUGAAGCGGAGGAGGCAGCUGGGAUCAAUGUGGAAGAGCGCCAGUUCAUCUCAAACUUUGUGGGCAGGUCCCCUGUGCGUGAUGACCAGGGUGCUCCAAGGCAAAUUGCGAACCUGAACAAUCCGUCAGAGGAAGAGCUCGCCAUGUUGCUGCACCUAGGCGACCAGUAGCCCAAGCGGCUUCGCAGACAGAAUCCGACCUCGACGGGAAACGGCGAAGCGCUCAUUUCAGUGUCUCUACAUCGAAGAGUCGCAAGUAGUCCGAAGAAGGUCACCUGGAGUUCAGCAAACUGAACCUGCAUCAGUAGCUUAGACCAGCAGCUUCCUGGCACAAACAUUAUAAUGAACUAUGCUGAAACUUGAUUCAGCACUUACAUGAUUUGGGUGGUAUUCCCUUCAGUUUUGCUGUGCUCGUGAAGACUUUAAUAUGUACAAUGCUGAGUCCCUGUAUCAAAACAAUGCAGGUAGUGAUAAAAUCGUAUUGAUCACCUUCUCUUUUCUACCA
Zea mays is the source of this 2846-nucleotide messenger RNA. RefSeq lists its product as uncharacterized. NCBI's taxonomy places the organism in Eukaryota, Viridiplantae, Streptophyta, Magnoliopsida, Poales, Poaceae. The coding region runs from base 812 to 2512 and encodes 566 amino acids. The record is from RefSeq and is a predicted model, not a curated record. The transcript has 7 exons.